AAAUGCAAAACAAACAAGUUUUGAUUCAGACAAAGAUGAUGCAAGGAAGAAGAGAAGCAAAAAAGAGUUAUGUUUUGUUCUCUUCAACCUUCUUCUUCUUCUAUAUCUGUUUCCUAUCUCCUUCUUCUGCAGAACUCACAGACAAAGGUGUUAACUUUGAAGUUCUUGCCUUAAUAGGUAUCAAAAGCUCUCUGGUUGAUCCUCAUGGAGUUCUAAAGAAUUGGGAUGACACAGCAGUUGAUCCAUGUAGCUGGAACAUGAUCACUUGUUCUCCUGAUGGUUUUGUCUUAAGCCUAGGAGCUCCAAGCCAGAGCUUGUCAGGAACUCUUUCAUCAAGUAUUGGAAAUUUAACAAAUCUUCAGACUGUGCUAUUGCAGAACAAUUACAUAACAGGACAUAUCCCUCAUGAAAUUGGGAAAUUGAUGAAACUCAAAACAAUUGAUCUCUCUACCAAUAACUUCACUGGUCAAAUCCCAUUCACUCUUUCUCAUUCCACAAAUCUUCAAUACUUGAGGGUUAAUAAUAACAGCCUGACAGGAACAAUUCCUAGCUCAUUGGCAAACAUGACCCAACUCACUUUUUUGGAUUUGUCGUAUAAUAACUUGAGUGGACCAGUUCCAAGAUCACUUGCCAAAACAUUUAAUGUUAUGGGCAAUCCUCAGAUUUGUCCAACAGGCACAGAGAAAGACUGUAAUGGGACUCAGCCUAAGCCAAUAUCAAUCACUUUGAACAGUUCUCAAAAUAAAUCAUCUGAUGGAGGAACCAAAAACCGGAAAAUUGCGGUAGUCUUCGGUGUAAGCCUUACUUGUGUUUGCUUGUUGAUCAUUGGCUUUGGUUUUCUUCUUUGGUGGAGAAGAAGACACAACAAACAAGUAUUAUUCUUUGACAUUAAUGAGCAAAACAAGGAAGAAAUAUGUCUAGGGAAUCUAAGGAGGUUUAGUUUCAAAGAACUUCAAUCCGCAACGAGUAACUUCAGCAGCAAGAAUCUGGUAGGAAAAGGAGGGUUUGGAAAUGUGUAUAAAGGUUGUCUUCAUGAUGGAAGUAUCAUCGCGGUAAAGAGAUUAAAGGAUAUAAACAAUGGCGGUGGAGAGAUUCAGUUUCAAACGGAGCUUGAAAUGAUAAGCCUUGCCGUCCACCGCAAUCUCCUCCGCCUCUACGGCUUCUGCACUACUUCCUCUGAACGGCUUCUUGUUUAUCCUUACAUGUCCAAUGGCAGUGUCGCUUCUCGUCUCAAAGCUAAACCUGUAUUGGAUUGGGGCACAAGAAAGCGAAUAGCAUUAGGAGCAGGAAGAGGAGCUCUUGAAUUUGGAAAAGCAGCAAACCAAAGAGGAGCGAUUCUUGAUUGGGUGAAGAAACUACAACAAGAGAAGAAGCUAGAACAGAUAGUAGACAAGGAUUUGAAGAGCAACUACGACCGAAUAGAAGUGGAAGAAAUGGUUCAAGUGGCUUUGCUUUGUACACAGUAUCUUCCGAUUCACCGUCCUAAGAUGUCAGAAGUUGUGAGAAUGCUUGAAGGCGAUGGUCUCGUUGAGAAAUGGGAAGCUUCUUCUCAGAGAGCAGAAACCAAUAGAAGUUACAGUAAACCUAAUGAGUUUUCUUCCUCUGAACGUUAUUCGGAUCUUACAGAUGAUUCCUCGGUGCUGGUUCAAGCUAUGGAGUUAUCAGGUCCAAGAUGACAAGAGAAAAUAUUUAUAUCGAUUUCGGUUUGUAAAAAACAUAUAUAAAUUAAACUUGUGUAUUUUGUUGUAUGCUACAAUCUUGUACAGAUUUUGGUGUGAGAAAGACAUAUUUUCUAAUUGCCGGACAAUUGAUCCAUUAGAUCCACUUUUAUUCGAUCCUUAAAUAAUUAAGAAAGAGAGAUUCCUCUGUUUCUUCAAGAAAGAUGAGACUUGAGA
This is a messenger RNA of Arabidopsis arenosa, 1895 nucleotides long. NCBI's taxonomy places the organism in Eukaryota, Viridiplantae, Streptophyta, Magnoliopsida, Brassicales, Brassicaceae. The record is from the annotation of a GenBank genome assembly.